AUGGCAGACCCUGAACCACAACAAGACACGUGCCAGUCCGCCAAAGACUCCAUCAAGUUUUCCAUCAAGAACCUGCUCAGCAUCGACAACAGCGACAAGUCCACCAGGCCCAGAAGCUUCUUAGAGGGCAGCUUCUUCUCCCGGAUAGCUGAUUUGUCUCUACCCCGUCUAGAGUUGCCCUCACAGCGGAUCGGGCUGUCCUCAGCAUCCCCUUGGUGGUAUCCUUACACGCUGGGUGCUCAUCUCAAGACAGCAGGUUCAGUGAAAGAUCAACUGUUGCUGCACGACAGACCCUUGCCUGAUCUCCUCAAAAGUGAGCAGGACACCAAAGAGGAAAGCGCGGAAGACGAGGACAGUGACCCUGAGGAACCAAAGAAGGACUCCGAGCGUACAGAAGACGACUGGAGAAAGAAGCCCGACGAUUCUGACGGGAAGCCGUGCAGGAAGAAGAAGACCCGAACUGUGUUCUCCAGGAGCCAGGUGUUCCAACUGGAAUCCACCUUCGACAUAAAGCGGUACCUGAGCAGCUCGGAGCGCGCAGGACUGGCUGCCUCGCUGCACCUGACCGAAACCCAGGUGAAGAUCUGGUUCCAGAACCGAAGGAAUAAGUGGAAGAGACAGCUGGCCGCCGAACUGGAGGCGGCCAACCUGAGCCACGCUGCGGCGCAGAGGAUCGUGCGGGUUCCCAUCCUGUACCACGACAACGGGGCUCCGGAGACCAGCGGGAGUGCAGUGGGGAGCUCCCCCAACAGUCAGGCGGCCAUCCUGGCCCUUUCUCACCACAUGUACUACCCCCAUCCGGUACCCUUACUGAGGCCUAUUUAA
This is a messenger RNA of Nerophis lumbriciformis (worm pipefish), 825 nucleotides long. Lineage: Eukaryota; Metazoa; Chordata; Actinopteri; Syngnathiformes; Syngnathidae. The record is from RefSeq and is a predicted model, not a curated record.